Alternaria burnsii is the source of this 585-nucleotide messenger RNA. RefSeq lists its product as uncharacterized. The transcript has a single exon. NCBI's taxonomy places the organism in Eukaryota, Fungi, Ascomycota, Dothideomycetes, Pleosporales, Pleosporaceae. Bases 1 to 585 code for a protein of 194 amino acids. The record is from RefSeq and is a predicted model, not a curated record.
AUGCCGUCUUUGAACCUGACUCCCCUCUCCUCCCUCCGCCUAAGCACCCACUACAUCCCCACACACGCUCACAUCCCUAAUACAACGCCACAUAAUCAUCCCCUCUUCAUCUACCACUCUGCUUUUCCUCCCUCAACCUCAGCCUCCACAUUAGAGUCGCAUCUCCCCACCAACAAUCUUUCACCACAAUGGCGUUACACAAUGUACACCACGACGCACUACCAUAGCACCACACAUGAAGUCCUCUGUGUAUUCAACGGCCGUGCAAAACUAUUGUUCGGCGGAGAAUCCAACCCGGGGAACGUCGAAACGGAGGUCAAAGCCGGAGACGCUAUUGUUGUGCCUGCGGGUGUCGGACACAGAUUGAUUGAAGAUGCUGAGGGUGGUUUCCAGAUGGUUGGCAGUUAUCCGAAGGGAUGUAGUUGGGAUAUGUGUUAUGGGAAGCAGGGAGAAGAGAAGAAGGCGGAGGCGGUGGGGAACGUGGAGUGGUUGGAAAAAGACCCCUUGUAUGGGAACGAUGGCCCGGUGACUUGGGCUAAGGAGAAGCUCGAGAAGUUCUGUCGGGGGGACAAGAGUGAACUGUGA